AUGGCAGCAAAGCCCGUCAAGAAGCACGGUGUGACCAUCCGGCAGCUGGUGGAGGAGGUCCCCGAAGGCUGCAGCCUGCCAGACUUCGAGCAGAAGCCCGUCACCAUGGCGCUGGCCGAGGGGAGAAAUGCCAUCCUGCGGGCUGUGGUCUGCGGGGAGCCCAGGCCCGAGGUGCUGUGGCAGAGCAGCAAGGGGGACCUCAGCAACUGCAACAAAUACCAGAUCUUCUCCGCCCCCAGCAGCAAGGAGCACGCGCUGCAGAUCAACAAGCUGACCGGCGAGGACACGGACGUGUACCGCUGCGUGGCGGUAAACCCGUACGGAGAGGCCGUGUGCACGGCCAGGCUCACCAUCAUCGAAGUUGGCUUUCGGAAGAAACGAAAGAGGAACACAGAACCUCAGGAGGACCUCAGCAAGGAGCUGAUGGAGUUACGGAAGAUGCUGAGGAAGAGGGCUCCACUUCCCAAGAAGAAGAUCGACCCGGAGCAGGUGUGGCAGCUGCUGAUGAUGGCGGACCGGAAGGACUACGAGAGGCUGUGCAUGAAGUACGGCAUCGUGGACUUCCGCGGCAUGCUGCGCAAGCUGGAGAGGAUGCGCAGGGCGCGGGAGGACAGGAUGGCGCAGUACCUCAACGCCGUCUCCAACAUGAAACACAUGAAGGUCACCAAGGAGGGGGUCGCCUUCUUUGAACUGGACCUGGACCUCAAGGAUCCCGAGAGCAACAUUUACCUGUAUAAGGAUGGCGAGAUGGUCCCCUACAGCUCCGACAGCCAGAGCAAGCGCAGCCUGCGGCGGCUGGGGAAACACUACCACUUCCAGAUCCAGGACCUGUGGCCCGAGGACGCUGGCAUCUACGAGGUCAAGGUGGAGGACGCUGAGGUCUUCUCCACCGAGCUGGAGGCCAAGGCCAUCCCGCCCAGGGUGGUGGUCCCGCUGGCCGAGACCCGCUGCGAGGAGCACGGUGACGCCGUCUUCGAAUGCGUUCUCUCCAACACCUGCCCCAACGCCACCUGGAAAUUCAAGCAACGGCCGCUCCAGCCUAGCGACAGACAUGAAGUGAUUGUGUCCCCUAACGGGCUGACCCACCAGCUGGUGGUGAAGGGGGCCCGUCUCUCAGACAUGGGUCCCUACUCCCUGGAUACGGGGCUCUACACUUCCAGCGCCUGGCUGGUGGUCGAAGCUGGGAAGGAUACUGGCCUCCUGACCACCAGUGCUGACCACCAAGUUCAGGUCCAGAGAGGUGGCACGGAGGGCAAGUCAGAUGUCAGCAGCCGAGGAAAGGAGGCCACGAGGAGUCCCCGAUCCAGGCACACCCCUGGCACGGGCGGUUUCUUCGAGGAAGCCCGCGCCCCCCUGGGCCACUUCUCCCAGGGCCUGGCCGACACGGAGGUGAAGCUGGGAGAAGAUGCCACGCUCUCCUGCACCGUCAGCCGGGACCUGGGACCGGGCACCUGGUUGAAAGACGGCGUCAAGCUCAGCCCCCAGGACGGGCUGGUCUUCCAGCGGGACGGGCUGGUGCACAGGCUCCUCAUCACCUGCGUGCAGGAGGCCCAGGCCGGCAGGUACACCUUCGUGGUCGGCGACCAGAAGAGCGAGGCCACCCUGACGGUCCGAGACCCCCCGGUCAUUACUCCCGAGGCGACACAGAGCCUGAAGGAGCCCCUGGUGGUCAAGGCCGGGAAGCCGCUCACGGUGAAGGUCGCCUUCCAGAGUCGCCUGCCGGUCCAGGCCAUCUGGACGAAGGACGGGGCCGAGGUGGAUGGCUCCAGUGGCCGAGGGGCCCAGGUGGCCCUGGGCGACGGCGUCACUCGACUGUGCCUCCCCAGCGCGGGCCGGCAGGACAGCGGCCAGUACAGCCUGACGCUGAGGAGCAAGGGCGGCUCCGUGCAGGCCGAGGUCACCGUGCACGUCAUAGACAAGCCCCAGCCGCCCCAGGGCCCCCUGGAGGUGCAGCACUGCCGAGGGACUGGGGUCUGCCUGCAGUGGCGGCCCCCACGGGACAGCGGGGGCCGGGCCCUGGAGCACUACGUGGUGGAGAGGCGGCAGGACGGCCGGAGCACGUGGCUGAAGGUGGGCGAGCCCCCCGCGGAGAGCACCAGCUUCACGGACGCCCAGGUGGAGCAGGGCAAGAAGUACACCUUCCGCGUGCGGGCCGUGACCUCGGAGGGGCCUGGGGAGGCCCUGGAGUCGGAGGAGGUGCUGGUGGCUCCUGAGGCGCUCCCCGGGCCCCCUUCGGCCCCAACCAUCCUGUCGGCCUCCAGCAAGAGCAUCUCUCUGACGUGGACGGCGCCCCGAGGCCCGGGCAGUGCCCACAUCCUGGGCUACCUGAUUGAGAAGCGCAAGAAGGGGAGCAACAGCUGGGCCCCGGUGACCGAGCAGCCCGUGGCUGAGCGGAAGUGGACGGUGACCGACUUGAGGCCCGACUGCCAGUAUGACUUCCGGGUCACGGCCGUGACCCCCUCGGGCCCCGGGCAGCCUGGGCCCCCGUCGGAGGCCGUGUUUGCGCGGGACCCCAUGAGACCCCCGGGGCCCGUGAGGGACCUCCAAGUCACAGACACGUCGCACACCAGCAUCAGCCUGCGCUGGGCCCCGCCAGACGAUCAGGAGGGGGACGAGGCGCAGGGAUACGUGGUGGAGCUGUGCGUCUCGGGCAGCCUGGAGUGGGCCCCGUGCCAUGGGGGCACCGUGCCCGUCACCACCCACACAGCCAAGGGACUUCGGCCCCAAGAGGGCUACUUCGUGCGGGUCACCGCAGUGAACAGCGGGGGCUGCAGCCAGCCCACCAUGCUGGACGUGCUUGUGUACGCCAUGCCCACCCCUGUCUCUCCCAAGUUCCUGGUGGACGACAGCUGCAAGGAGUCCCUGAUGGUCAGAGUGGGGGACACCGUUCGAGUGCCUGUCCGCUUCGAAGCUUCCCCCAUGCCGGAGGUGACCUGGCUGAAGGAUGGCCUGCCCCUCUCGAAGAAAAGUGUGACCUUCACCAAGGACGGCCUCACCCAGCUGCUGGUCCCCGUGGCCAGCCUGUCGGACAGCGGCGUCUACACCGUGGUGCUGAGAAGCCCACAGGGGAAGGAGGCCACCUACACCUUCGUCCUCAGGGUGGCUGCAAAGCCGCAGGCGCCCGGGCCCAUCCACCUGCAGGAGAACGUGCCCGGGACGGUGACAGCCGAGUGGGAGCCCUCUCCCGACGAGGCCCAGGGCGUCCCGCUGUACUACACGGUGCUGAUCCGCUCUUCGGGGAGCGGCUCCUGGGUGGAGGCCGCCGACCGCGUCUACACCAACCGCUUCACCCUCCUGGGCGUGCUCCCUGGCCACGCGUACCACUUCCGAGUCGUGGCCAAGAACGAGCUGGGGGCGAGCGAGCCCUCAGACAGCAGCCAGCCUUGGUGCACCCCACGGCAGCGCGACAGGGAAAGCCUAGGGAAGGCCCCCAGCCGCCGGCAACCCGAGCGGAGCCAGAAGCCCCGGUUCCUGGUCGGCCUGCGCUCCCACCUGCUGCCGCAGGGCUGCGAGUGCCGCAUGAGCUGCGCGGUGCAGGGCUGGCCCCGGCCCCGCGUCUCCUGGUUCAGGAACGGCGAGAGCCUGGAGGGAAAGCCCACCGUGCACAGCACUGACACGCUGGGUGUGUGCUCCCUGGUCAUCGCCAGCGUCUCCCCCCAGGACAGCGGCCUGUACAAGGCCGUGGCCGAGAACACGCUGGGCCAGGCUGUCAGCAUGGCCACCCUCCUUGUCAUAGGUGACAGUGCGCGUUGUGAGGGCAACGACAGCCUGAGCCAACCGGCGAGCCCCGAGAACGCAGGCGUGGCCGACGGCACUGUCCACAGCUCCAUCCCGGUGUCCACCCGAGGUCCCUGA
This is a messenger RNA of Molossus molossus (Pallas's mastiff bat), 3855 nucleotides long. RefSeq names its product immunoglobulin like and fibronectin type III domain containing 1 (gene IGFN1). The record is from RefSeq and is a predicted model, not a curated record. Lineage: Eukaryota; Metazoa; Chordata; Mammalia; Chiroptera; Molossidae. Bases 1 to 3855 code for a protein of 1284 amino acids. The transcript is spliced from 24 exons. Gene Ontology annotation, molecular function: protein binding.